Messenger RNA from Hibiscus syriacus, 1530 nucleotides. Its product is annotated as tryptophan decarboxylase TDC2-like. Lineage: Eukaryota; Viridiplantae; Streptophyta; Magnoliopsida; Malvales; Malvaceae. The record is from RefSeq and is a predicted model, not a curated record. The transcript has a single exon. Gene Ontology annotation, biological process: amino acid metabolic process. Bases 1 to 1515 code for a protein of 504 amino acids. Gene Ontology annotation, molecular function: pyridoxal phosphate binding; carboxy-lyase activity.
AUGGGCAGAAUCGAAUCUAAUAUAUCCCAAAAUUCCCAUUUCAGUCCCUUAAAUCCUCAAGAGUUCAGAAAACAAGCCCAUGAAAUGGUAGAUUUCAUCGCCGAUUACUUUCAAAAUAUCGAAACCUACCCUGUUUUAAGCCAAGUUCAACCAGGGUAUCUCCAGGCUAAAUUGCCGGAGAACCCACCGGAUCUACCGGAACCCUUUGAAACGAUCAUGAAAGACGUUCAAAAGCAGAUAAUCCCCGGGAUGACUCACUGGCUGAGCCCUAAUUUCUUUGCAUUUUUUCCUUCAACUGUUAGCACAGCUGGUUUCCUCGGUGAAAUGCUUUGCACUUGCUUCAACUCCGUCGGGUUUAAUUGGUUAGCUUCUCCGGCGGCGACGGAGCUCGAAAUGACGGUCAUAGACUGGUUGGCGGGCAUGCUGAAGCUGCCGGAGUCGUUCACGUUUAAAGGCAGCGGAGGCGGCGUUAUCCAAAACACCACCAGCGAAGCUAUACUCGUGACACUCAUUGCAGCUAGGGACAAAGCUCUUACCGUCGUCGAAACCGACGAUGUUAACAAGCUCGUCGUUUAUGCUUCUGACCAAACACAUUCGACGUUCACUAAAGCUUGUAAGAUCGCUGGCAUUUCAGCUAGAAACAUAAGGUCGAUUCCGACGACGCUCACCGGUGGGUUCUCUUUAUCUCCUUUUGAACUCCGGAAGGCCGUCGAAGCUGACUUGGCAGUCGGUUUGGUGCCGGUUUAUCUUUGUUUGAACCUCGGGACGACUUCGACCACGGCGGUUGAUCCGAUAGAGCCGCUGGCUCGCGUGGCGAAAGAGCACGGAAUGUGGGUACACGUGGAUGCUGCCUACGCGGGGAGUGCAUGCAUAUGCCCGGAGUUCCGGCAUCACCUGAACGGGAUAGAGCGAGUUGACUCUCUGAGUUUGAGUCCCCACAAGUGGCUACUCAGUUUCCUGGAUUGUUGCUGCUUGUGGGUCCAAAACCCGAAUGCGAUCGUCAAAGCUCUGAGCACCAACCCGGAAUACUUGAGAAACAAACAGAGCGAAGCAGAUUCCGUCGUCGAUUUCAAGGACUGGCAACUCGGAACAGGCCGGCGGUUCAAAUCGCUGCGUUUAUGGCUCAUUUUCCGAUCCUACGGCGUCGUCAACCUCCAAGCUCAUAUCCGGUCCGACGUACGGAUGGCCAAGAUGUUCGAAGGAUUCGUAAGAUCCGACCCGAGGUUCGAAAUCGUGGUGCCGAGGCAGUUCGGGCUGGUGUGUUUCCGGAUGAACCCGAAUGAAAAUUACGGGUCGGAUUACACCGAGAUGUUGAACCGCAAGUUGUUGGAUUGGAUCAAUUCGACGGGUCGGGUUUAUAUGACCCAUACGAAAGUCGGUGGGGUAUACGUAUUGAGGUUUGCGGUGGGGGCCACGUUGACAGAUGAGCGCCACGUGAUUGCCGCGUGGAAGUUGAUCAAAGAAGGAGCUGAUGCGUUGCUGAGGACAACUGUGUGCGCUUUUACUGCUUUAUGAUUUGGAAAAUAAUUU